Protopterus annectens (West African lungfish) is the source of this 387-nucleotide messenger RNA. Its product is annotated as peptidyl-prolyl cis-trans isomerase NIMA-interacting 4-like. Gene Ontology annotation, biological process: rRNA processing. NCBI's taxonomy places the organism in Eukaryota, Metazoa, Chordata, Ceratodontiformes, Protopteridae. Gene Ontology annotation, molecular function: DNA binding; peptidyl-prolyl cis-trans isomerase activity. The record is from RefSeq and is a predicted model, not a curated record.
AUGCCUCCCAAAGGGAAAGGUGGUGAGGCAAAAGGUGUUGGAAAAGGAGGAGCUUCUGGUGGCAAUGACAAAAAAGCACACAGUCCAAAAGGAGGAAGAAAUGCAGUGAAGGUGAGGCAUAUGCUGUGAGAAAAGUAUGGUAAAGGUGAAGCUAUAGAAAAACUCAAGUCUGGUGUUUGCUUCAGUGAUGUGGCAUCACAGUACAGUGAGGAUAAAGCCCAGCAAGGUGUUGACCUUGUCUGGAUGACCAGAGGUUCCAUGGUGAGAUUUUUCCAAGAAGCUGCAUUUCUUCUUCCCAUUAGUAGCAUGGACAAGCCUAUGUACACUGACCCUCCAAACAAGACCAAGUAUGGCUACAAUAUCAUAAUGGUGAAAAGAAGAAAAUAG